Morone saxatilis (striped sea-bass) is the source of this 3298-nucleotide messenger RNA. RefSeq names its product LIM domains containing 1b (gene limd1b). The record is from RefSeq and is a predicted model, not a curated record. Gene Ontology annotation, cellular component: transcription regulator complex; nucleus; adherens junction. Gene Ontology annotation, molecular function: transcription corepressor activity. Gene Ontology annotation, biological process: negative regulation of hippo signaling; cytoskeleton organization; response to hypoxia. The transcript has 7 exons. The coding region runs from base 2655 to 3188 and encodes 177 amino acids. NCBI's taxonomy places the organism in Eukaryota, Metazoa, Chordata, Actinopteri, Moronidae.
AUUGGGUUUGAUACACACAGUAUGUAAUAUAACACACGGGUUCUUAUGGGACUUCCCCUCACAGUGUGGCACAAUGGGUUGCCCUAUUUAUAAACAGCCAAACAUGCCAAGGAUUGUUGGCAUCGUGCUGUGUAUCCCCAAAACGAGGCAUAGGAACGGGGUGUGGAGACAAAGUAGAGGUUGCUUUAGGUUUGAAUAUCCCCAAAUUAAUAUAAGCCACAGAGGCUGAUGAAUGUAACUGCAAAAGGAAUAAAACAGCAAAGUUAAAUUCAGUCCCUGAAGGAAUAUUUGAGUUUAAAUGAGUAAUAUGUUCAAUAUAAUCAUGGUUGUGCCUUGUCAGCUGCAUGUUUUGAAGAUGGAAAUGUGACUGAUGUGUGUUAGUAUAUUGUGAAUAACACUCCAAUGUUGCAGAGGCUCCCUCCUGCCUCCACAUGCCUCAUGACACAGACAUUCCUGUGCAGAAACAUACCUGAGGGCAGACCACUCACAAACACACCUCUGAGUUACAUUUUGGCUUUUCAUGACCUCACUAAUUUCCCUUAAUCUGGAUCCAAAAUGCCUACAAUUAAGCCCAAAUCCAACACCAGACAAAACAAGUCUUAUUUUCCUUUAUAAUUUAAACUUUUUUGUCUUCUAAAUGCAAAACUUCAAUCACAAUACGAAACAAAACAGAAAUAUAUAUGUAUAUGUCUUAAUAAUAUUUCUGUCUUUGUGAGAGCACUUUGAUCUCCAAAACACAAUCACACACACACCUAUUCAAUCACAAGUGACGAUGUUGUUGUUUUUUUUUGUUAAACCAGUCUGACAGCUUGCAGAGAGGGCGGUGUGGUGAAUUAAGACAGCUUCAGUGAGCCUCAACAAGGGACCUCAGUGAAGAAUUAGCAGCUGUCAGUCCCCUCCCCUCUUCUGGUACUGACAGCCAAACAUGUGCUGUUGAGAGUUUCAUGGACACAGUUUCUUUUCCGGUGCCUUUUGAGGGGAGUUCAUUGAGUUUUAAACAGAUGAGCCACUCUAACUAUGAGCUCAUAAUGUACUCUAUUGCAUUUUGGAGACAUGAUAGGUUGUGUAACAUGUCAAGUGACUGUUUAUUGUUUAUGACAGAUGCUCAGUCAGUCAUCAAAAGUAAAUUCUUUUCAUCAUGUGGUAACAUGUCAUCAUGUUUGCUGUCUUUCUUUCCUGGCCAAUUAUUUUCUCAACAGACCAAUAAGAAAAAGAACCAUAAAAAAGAAAUUAAUUAAAAACAGGAACAACAACAAAACACCUUUUAGAUAAAAGCAUAGUAUGAUUAAAAUCAGUUCGGGGCUCCAAGCAGGUUCCAAAUGUUAUUUGAAAAUGUUUGAUUCUAGGUCAGGAGUUACCAAACGAAGGACCUGAACAGGCCACAUGAGGGCAGUAACACAAGAAAUAUGAGCAGGAUCAAGUUAUAAUUUGUUCAAUAUGCACAAACAGAUAAUACAGUAAAGAAUACAGACGCACCAGUCAGUGAGAGGAUAGUGCCCAUUAUUUAAUGUAGACCUCAAAAACACUGUUUGUUUCACUGUUUGAGGCCCAGACUUUUCCUCCAAAUAUUAAUGUGAAUGUGUCUUCUUUCCUAUUUUAGCCAGUUUUAAUCUUCUAUUUUAACUAGUUUUAAUCCUUUUAAAUCCUAUGAAUGUGUCUCCUUAUAUUUCGUUUAUUUCUUGUCUUAAUGUCUUUAUGUUAGGUACUUUGAAUUGCCUUUUGACCCUUUGGACUGACCCUCGACCCCUAGUUUGGAAACCACUGAACAAAACUUGUAUAAAGUAAUUAAAGUACUGUUUUUACCUUUAUUUAUGUAUGCAGUAUUUUCACAUUGUUACACUGGUUAUUUUUACUCAGUUAAAGGGUUUGAAUAGGUUUUCCACCCCAUACAAUUCAGAUCACUGGUUCUCAAACUGUGGUAUGUGUACCACUGGUGGUACGCAAGCUGCCUAGUGGUAUGUGGAGGAAUAUUGUUAAUAAAGUAAUUUAAUUUUAAAACAUCAAAAUACUAGAAAACAUUAAAUAAAAACAAUUUUUUUUUGUAAUAUUUUUCUACGUGGUCACGUUCGUGCACUUAUAGUGCGAACAACAAUCCAUGAUUAGUUACGAGGUAAAAGGCGAUAAGUAAUCUAUGUAAUAUAGAAAGAAAACACUGCAAUCAUUGCUCCAAACGUGAACUAUUAUUAUUAUUGAUUAUUAUUGUUGAACCUGCUCCUUGAACUGAAUGGGGUCGACCUACGCUACUACAUUUUAACGUAGGUCAUAAUGGUGGUACUUUUGGUGGAAAUUAAUAUUUUCUGAGGUGGUACACGGUGUAAAAAGUCUGAAAAACACUCCCAGGUCCUAUGAUGACAAUAAUACCCAUUUGAAUUAUAAAUUGUCAAUAACUGAACACAGAUCCAGAUUCAGUAUCUAAAUACUUGUAGUGUUUUAUCUCGUAUCCAGUGGGCCUCAUCUGUUGCCACCCACUCAGCCAGCCACCUCGGAGGAGUCAGUGGGUCUGAAGACAGACCACAAGCAAGCGAAUGCAACACCCAUAAACCCAGAUAGCAGCUCCCCUUACAGCUGUCUGCACCACACAUAAAAUUAGACCCCCAGACAGUCAUACUGUAGGCUCCAGCAUGCAGAGACAACUGGGGAAAAUACUGUAGAAGAUGGACCCAAGUUAUAGUUCUAAUCUUAACUUUGGAAGCUGUACACUAUGCAGUAAAGUGGUGUACGGCGAGGAGAGGGCCUGCCAGGCGAUGGGACAUUUAUUCCACGACACUUGUUUCACCUGCAGCAUUUGCAGUAAAAAGCUCAGCGGCAAGCCAUUUUAUACAGUGUCAGGAAGGAUCUAUUGUGAGGAGGAUUUUUUGUACUCAGGAGUUCAUCCAUCUCCAGAAGUGUGUAGCAGCUGUGGGUAUUUAAUCAUGGACAUGGUCUUGCAGGCUCGUGGGAAGUCCUACCACCCGUCCUGCUUUCGCUGUGUGGUCUGCAGACAGAGCCUGGAGGGUCAGCCUUUCUCUGUAGACACAGACAGCAGAGUUUACUGUGUCAGUGACUACCACAGGGUUCAAGCUCCUCGAUGUGCCGCCUGCAAAGUGCAGAUACUGCCAACUGAGGGAUCCACAGAGUCUAUUCGAGUGGUGUCAUUUAACAGAAAUUACCAUGUAGAGUGCUUCAGUGGGGAGGUUAACCUCAUUUGAGGACAGAAGCAGGCUGAUACACAUCUUUCCGUGUUUUUCUGCUGGUUUUGUUUUGUUUUGUGAUGAAUCUGUAGGAUUUCCAGUCUGCAAUAAAGUCGCUCCAAAGAGUU